ACCAAUUUCAAUAUUAUCAAUAUUACUAAACUCAUUCAUUCAAUACCAAACCUAAUGCCCUAAGCUAUUGACUGAAAUUUCCAAUAAACUAAAUAUGUACUCGUACUUGAUAAGCGGAUAUCUACUGAAUAGAUUUAAAAGCCUAUGAUAACAGAAAUCAGUCGAUAUCACAACGUACAAGCCACUCAGACGGUGAAGUGUUUUUUUCGUGUUGCGGAACAAAAGUCAAAAUGAAUUGUCGAUAUUACACCGAGCAGACUUUGGGGUGGAUGUUGAACAACAAAUUGAUAGUGUUUCUCAGUCUUCUUUGUUUCUGCCUGUUUGUAUCAACUUUGGCGUUAUCAGGACAGAAAGGAAGACUACAGGAUGAGGUAGACGAAUUAAAAGCCGCGACGACAACAGAAGCACCUACCAGUACUACAGAAGCUCCCACAAAUCCUGACGAGACGACCACUGAGACGAAUCCUAAUGGGACAAAUCCUGAUGGAUCAAAUCCUGAUGGAACGGAGACAAAUUCUGAUGAAACUGCCCCAGAAACGAACCCAGAGAAUGGAACUGAAACUGAGACAAAUACUGGCGAAAAUAAUACAGACAACAAUGGUUCCGAGGGCGAGAAUAUUGUACCAGCAGAAUCUGAAGCAGUAGAAUCUACGAAUGAAGAAAAUGUAAACACGUCAGAAAACUUUAAGGAUAUUGUGAAAGGGAGUAAAUUACUAUCUUUGAUAGCAGCGUAAGAAAGUGAAUAUUUGUGUCAGUGUAAUAAAUCAAGUUUUUUAUUUUUGAAUUUAAUGCCAAUGCAACGCUAUUUUUUAUCAAAACAGACAUUCGAGUUUUAUAUUCGAGGGUACAGACGAUAAUUUCAAAUUAUAGUUUGUUUAUGUUUUCUAAAAAACAUUUAAAAAAAAACCGGCCAAGUGCGAGUCGGACUCGCGCACGAAGGGUUUUGUACCAUUACGGAAAAAAACAGCAAAAAAAAUCACGUUUGUUGUAUGGGAGCCCCAUUCAAAUAUUUAUAUUAUUCUGUUUUUAGUAUUUGUUGUUAUAGCGGAAACAGAAAUACAUCAUCUGUGAAAAUUUCAACUGUCUAGCUAUCACGGUUCAUGAGAUACAGCCUGGUGACAGACAGACGGACAGACGGACGGACAGACGGACAGCGGAGUCUUAGUAAUAGGGUCCCGUUUUUAUCCUUUGGGUACGGAACGCUAACAAAUCUGGCAAAGUGAUCUUGUCAGUGGAAAAACGCGGCAAAAAAGUUUAGGCGCGGAGAGUUGACUACUCGUCGAAAAAAUGAAUUUCGCGCAUUUUUCUACUUACAA
Cydia strobilella is the source of this 1316-nucleotide messenger RNA. Its product is annotated as cGMP-specific 3',5'-cyclic phosphodiesterase-like. The coding region runs from base 231 to 734 and encodes 167 amino acids. The transcript has a single exon. NCBI's taxonomy places the organism in Eukaryota, Metazoa, Arthropoda, Insecta, Lepidoptera, Tortricidae. The record is from RefSeq and is a predicted model, not a curated record.